AUGUCUACAGCAUCCAAAUUAAGGAAGCAUACAAGUACGCAAACCGGUGAAAAAACGUAUGAAUAUAAAGACUGUGAUCAAGCAUCUUCCCGAAAAUCACAUUUAACGACGCAUACAACGAUACAUACCGACGAAAAUCCGUACAUAAUAUGUAAUACUUGUGAUCAAGCGUUUUCUAGGAAAUCAGCUUUAAUUUGUCAUACAAGGACACAUACUGGCGAAAAACCGUUUAAAGAGAAAGUUAACACAAUUGAUGAAGAAAUAAAAACUGAAAUAAAUUAUGUUGACUGUUUUGAAUUUGAAGGAACAGCUUUAUGCGAAAGCAAUUCUGCUGAUAUCAUAACUAACUGCCGAAAGAAAAAUCCAUUGGAUAAUAACUGUGAUAAAAUGUCUACAGCAUCCAAAUUAACAAAGUAUACAAGGACACGUACCGUUAAAAAGCCGUAUAAAUGCGUUAACUGUGAUCAUGCUUUUUCUCAGAAAUCACAUUUAACGAGGCAUACAAGGACACAUACCGGCGAAAAACCGUUUAAAUGUGAUACAUGUAAUCGAGCUUUUGCUCUUAAAAAAACUUUAGAAAAUCAUAUGACGACACAUACCGGCGAAAAACCGUUUAAAUGUGAUGACUGUGAUAAAUCGUUUUCUCAGAGUUCAAUUUUAAUAAGACAUAAGGUGAUACAUACCGGCGAUAAACCGUUCAUAUGUGAUAACUGUGAUCAAGCGUUUUCUUUAAAAUCAAAUUUAAUACGCCAUACAAAGAUACAUACCAAUGAAAAACUGUUUAAAUGUGAUAGAUGUAAUCGAGAUUUUGCUCUAAAAAGAACUUUAGAAAUGCAUACAACGACACAUAUCGGCGAAAAACCGUACAAAUGUAAUACCUGUGAGCAAGCGUUUUCUCGGAAAUCACAUUUAACGAGGCAUACAACAAUACACACCGGCGAAAAACCGUUUAAAUGUGAUACAUGUAAUCGAGCUUUUGCUCUUAAAAAAACUUUAGAAAAUCAUAUGACGACACAUACCGGCGAAAAACCGUUUAAAUGUGAUGACUGUGAUAAAUCGUUUUCUCAGAGAUCAAUUUUAAUAAGACAUAAGGUGAUACAUACCGGCGAUAAACCGUUCAUAUGUGAUAACUGUGAUCAAGCGUUUUCUUUAAAAUCAAAUUUAAUACGCCAUACAAAGAUACACACCGGCGAAAAACCGUUUAAAUGUGAUACAUGUAAUCGAGCUUUUGCUCUUAAAAAAACUUUAAAAAUGCAUACAAUGACACAUACCAAUUAAAUACCGUAUAAAUUCGAUAUCUGUUACCAAUUGUUUCCACUUCGAUCACAUUUAAAAAGUCAGACAUCGAUACAUGCCGAAGAAACCUGUAUAAAUUAUGACGGAUUCGUGAUAUUACGUUUUCUAAAGCGACUAAAGUAUCUAAUUAAAAAACUUAACGAGGUUACCAUACCCGGAAAUGUCUUUAAGAAUACAUCAUAUAAUUCAAGACAUAUCAAAAUUGUUUUCUUACGUACAAUUAAUUUUAUAAUUUAAACAAUAAUAUCAGUUCUUUAUCAUCAUUUAUCAACAUAAUAUAACAUUAGUUCACUACGAAAAUAAAAAAUUACCAAAUAUUACAAUACCAAUUUAACAAAAAAGACACACCUCAUGUCUGAUAUCAUCAAACGUUCUACGUAAUAAUAACCAACGAAUUCAUAUACUACAUCCCCUUCUAUACAGACGCUUCUAAAAUAACAAAUGAAACCGGUUUCAUCAUUACACACACCGAAGAUAACAGUUUCCACUAUCAUCUAUCAUAUAUAGAAUAGAAAUAGAACCUAUAAUCUCAUUCUCCACAAACCAUAAUAAUGUCGUCAUCUUAAGCGACUCUGAGCGAAAUCACCUCAAUUACCUAUGUACAUACAAAAUUCAACCUCGCCCGAAGCAUUAAAAAUACAAUCCUUGCACAAAACUAUCAAACUCAUGUGGGUUCCAUCACACAUUUUAUCAAGAUACCCUGACUCACGGCGAACAUCUGGAACAAUGGGUCAACGACACCUCACUAUAACAAUUAAAUAAAUCUUUAAAGAGAGUUUUAAAAUUUGAAUGUAACGAAAUUAUGGAAUCGAUUGUUGGCUAUAAAACCUUAUUGUAUUUGAAACCUUAAAUAAAAAAUAAAAAAAAAAUACAUAAAACAUAUUCAUAUUUUUAUUGCUUUUCUUCAAUUUAAUCAUUAAUAAAGUAUUAUUAUUUGAGUUAUCAAACUAACCCUGUCACGAGAGAAACCGCCCAUACUGCAUAAAAAUAUUUCCUAAUUAUGGUAAAAAUACUUUCAGGAAAAUAAUAUAGUUGUCAAAUUUUUUUUAAAAGUUUCGUAAAUAAUGUGGAAAUAUU
Messenger RNA from Acyrthosiphon pisum (pea aphid), 2373 nucleotides. Its product is annotated as zinc finger protein OZF-like. Gene Ontology annotation, cellular component: nucleus. Gene Ontology annotation, biological process: regulation of gene expression. The transcript has a single exon. Lineage: Eukaryota; Metazoa; Arthropoda; Insecta; Hemiptera; Aphididae. The record is from RefSeq and is a predicted model, not a curated record. Bases 1 to 1278 code for a protein of 425 amino acids.